GAAUAAAAAUAAGGUUUAAAAAGAAUGACUUUUGACAGCUUUAACAAGCAAAAAUGACUUAUGUAAAUAAGUGUCAUAAAUAAUUUCGAGAUUAUAAUGGGCCAAAAAUUUUCACUAUUAAAAUGUACUUAUGGAAAGCACGUAAUUCCGCAACACUAUAUAGUUGUAUUGAUUAUGACGGUAGUUAAUAUAUUGUGUUUUGCGUCCAAGUUUGCGGGAGAUAAAUUAUACGUGGAGUCGCAUAUUGAUCGUGAUCAAGAUGGGUUUAAAACCGUUCGUAUUGGAAGUUCUUGCGAAGAAGCGAUGACUUUGAAUUCAACAAUGAACGAAACAUCGCAAGGAGAAGAGUUGUCUUAUAAUGUAAUUUCGGCUGUUUACAUGUUGUUUACCGCGUUGGGGAAGUUUCCUGCGGGAGUUUGUGCUGAUUUAUUCGGAGGGAGGCAUCUUUUGCUUUUUGGAUUUUUGGGGAAAAUAUUUAUGGCGAUUAUAACCCCAACUUUAGUUAUCUUUGGAAGUAAAAGAAUGCAGUUUUUUGUUCGGGGAGCUGCAGGUUUUUUUGAAGGAUUUGUUACAGCUGUAACUUUUAAUAUAGUUGCUCAUUGGGCGCCGACACGACAUCUGACUUUAUCCGCCACAUUACUUUAUAAUUCAGAUGCAGCGGGGUAUUUAAUCGCGCAUAUAUUCAACGUUUAUUUUGGAAUUAAAUUGCAAGUAUUGAUAUAUAUGAUUGGGGUGCUUCAAGGGAUGAUGUAUAUGUCGUGUAUUUACUUCGUCUUUUCUAGACCUAACACACACCCUUCGAUAUCGGCACAAGAAAAGGAUUUAUUUGUGGAGUUAUUUCCUACGAAUGAAUUACCUGGGAGUAUUCCAUGGAAGGCUAUAUUAACUGAUUUCGAUAUUUGGGCCCUUUUCGCUUGCAACGUUGGUUAUAAUUUCCAACAUCUUGUGAUUCAUCGUCGUUUGCCUGAUUAUUUCUAUUAUAUACUUCACGAUGACGAUGAAAAUAUAGAGUUUCAAUUUAAUGUAGCUCUAAGGCUGACUUUGUUUAUCGCCGGUGUUGUUCUUGCGGUAAUCGCAGAUUACAUAAUAAAAAAAGGUUACAUUCCAGUAGUGUAUUUACGAUCUACAUAUAUCGGGAUGUCUUUAAUUUUGGGUAACUUAUUCGCGGUGAUGAUUAUAUUUGUGGGUUGCAAUAUUACAACGGUUAUAAUUCUUUUACGUCUCAACAACAUUUUUGGAACAGCUAUAGAUGCAAGUUUAGGCGGAAAUAUGUUAGAUAACAGUAGGCAUUAUGCUGGAACCGUUUUUAGUAUUACUUGUGGUGGUGGGCACCUUAUUCGAAGUUUAAUGUGGAUAGUGUUUGGUUAUGUAUUAGAACACCAAUCAAUAUCGCAAUGGACUAUAACUCUAUGGUUAAAUUUGGCUAUUUGCAGCUUUUGCACGCUCGUUCACUUUGAUGGCUCUCGAGGGGAAAGAGCAUCUUGGGAUGUAAUCAAACCAAAACAAGAUAAAAACCCUGUCAAAACUGGGAAUGUACUUAUAUAA
Messenger RNA from Onthophagus taurus, 1545 nucleotides. Its product is annotated as sodium-dependent phosphate transport protein 3-like. Gene Ontology annotation, biological process: monoatomic anion transport; transmembrane transport. The record is from RefSeq and is a predicted model, not a curated record. Gene Ontology annotation, cellular component: membrane. Gene Ontology annotation, molecular function: transmembrane transporter activity. NCBI's taxonomy places the organism in Eukaryota, Metazoa, Arthropoda, Insecta, Coleoptera, Scarabaeidae.